Messenger RNA from Dicrocoelium dendriticum, 206 nucleotides. NCBI's taxonomy places the organism in Eukaryota, Metazoa, Platyhelminthes, Trematoda, Plagiorchiida, Dicrocoeliidae. The record is from the annotation of a GenBank genome assembly.
AUGCGUAUCAUUUCCCCUAAUUUAAUCUUUCAUGCCUCGUUUCCCAGCCGCUUACCUGAAGUGGAUUUGAACGCACAACUUCUCGAGACGGAUUCGAUUCUCUCAAGCUCCUUGUUUGAUGAAGCUAUACAACGUUAUGAGUUACUUUCUGACCUUGUGCUUGACUCCCUGAAUUAUUACCACCGAUACGAUCGGACAUUUCUUGG